UGGUCUCGAUGCAGCCGGGGCGAUAAGUGGAAAAAAACAGUAGAGGAGAAAAAGGGAAGAGCAGCAGCAGAGAAAGUUAUUAGCCUGUGAAUGAAAGAGAGUUUCCUGACCACAGCUGCAGUGAAGGCGAAGGAGAAGACGGAGGCAUAUUUACAGGAAGACUGCAUCUUUCUCAAUCACCUCAACACUCUGCAGUGAGCAGGCGGUCAUUCAGCAGAUACUUGCAGCCUCUUAGCAGAUAUAAUCACUCCUGGGGACAUGAAGACCGGCAAGAAAUCCUUCAUAGCUUUCAUCAAGGAGAGAAAAAUGGGUCUGAACGACUUCAUCCAGAAGCUGGUGUCCACACCACAUAUCUGCCAACACGUCGAAGUGAACGCUCUGAUGAAGAUCGAUGAGAAUCAAAAUGAGGAAAAUAAUCAACUUCCUGAUAAUCCGAUGUGCCUAAGUUCACUGGCUGACGAAUCUCAGAUCAAACCCUGUGAUUUUGACUACCUUAAAAUAAUCGGAAAAGGCAGCUUUGGAAAGGUUCUGCUGGCUCGACACAAGGAGUCCACGAAUUACUAUGCUGUCAAAGUGCUGCAGAAGAAAAUCAUCCUGAAGAAGAAAGAGCAAAAGCACAUCAUGGCUGAGCGUAGUGUGCUGAUGAAGAACAUCAAACAUCCGUUCCUGGUGGGACUGCACUACUCUUUCCAGACCACUGACAAACUCUACUUUGUGCUCGACUACGUUAAUGGUGGAGAGCUUUUCUACCACCUGCAGAGGGAGAGGAUCUUCCUGGAGCCCAGAGCCAGGUUUUACGCUGCUGAAAUUGCAAGUGCACUCGGCUACCUUCAUUCCCUGCACAUCGUUUACAGGGACCUGAAGCCAGAGAACAUCCUGUUAGACUCACAAGGCCACAUUGUCCUGACAGACUUUGGUCUCUGCAAGGAAGGUCUCGAGCCCAGUGGCACCACGACAACCUUCUGCGGGACUCCCGAGUACUUGGCCCCCGAGGUUCUGCAGAAGCAGGCGUACGACCGCACGGUGGACUGGUGGUGUCUGGGAUCUGUGCUCUACGAGAUGCUCUAUGGACUUCCUCCAUUUUACAGUCGCAACACAGCUGAGAUGUACAACAACAUCCUGCACAAGGCGCCGGUGCUCAAACCCAACGUGUCCAAUUCAGGCAGAGAACUGCUGGAGGGUCUCCUGCAGAAGGACCGAACCAAGAGGCUGGGAGUGAGGGACGAUUUUCUUGAACUCAAGUACCACUCCUUCUUUUCCCCGAUCAACUGGGACGACCUGAUGGCCAAGAAGAUCACGCCGCCGUUUAUUCCCUCAGUGAGUGGUCCCACAGACCUGCGACACUUUGACCCUGAGUUCACCCACCUGCCCGUGUCGUCAUCCCUGUGCAACGACUCCAUGACUGUGAGCAGCAGUGUCAAGGAAGCAGCUGGAGCCUUCCCGGGCUUCUCUUACGGGCCUCCGGCAGAACACUCCUUCAUGUGAGCGCCAUUAUCUUCUCCUGGAAACAAAACAGAGAGAGUGAGAGAAAUGGGACAAAAGCUCUGGACUAAUAGCCUUAUUUUGGGCAGAGGGACCACAGAGGGGCACUGCAACAAAAAUUCUGAUGAAUCGAUUUAAGUGGUUAACGGACAGGAACCGGUGAGGAGCAAGUCUUGAGGGAUCUCUGUGUUUGACUGGACAGAUGUGGAUUCUCAUGUUACGACACCACCCCGAAAACACCAACAAUAUACGCGUACAUGAGUGCCAAGUACGGAUGCACCCUGGGGUCAAAACACAUCGCUCCCUGAUGACUGUGUACCUCACAGCGACUGGUGACGUGACAUGAGGAGGAAGUGCCUGAGGAUCAAAGGCAGUUUGGACAGUGACGGCAGCUCUGACCACGAAGAGCAAGGUUUAACAAAAAAAAUAAAUAAAUAAAUUGUUUGGACUUUUUUGAUGAGCUGUACAGGGUCACGCCUUCAUUACAUGCCCACAUAUGUUUAAAAAAAUGCUGUCUUCAUGUUGACAAAUUUGUCUUGUUGUUUUCAUGUAAAUGCUCGAUUGCACUUGAGGAAACAAGGGUCACAAAAAAAGUAGGACUAUUCCGUGUCUGUGGAUUCGUCUGAACGUUGAAUUUCAUAUCCCAACACAGUAAUAACGGCAUUUCAAUGGUGUAAACUAGUAAUAAUCAUACUGGGACCAAACACUUUAACUAGGAUUGACUUGUGUUUCUGACCUGUUUGUCCUCAUAAACUGAAGAUCAAAGUUUUACUGUACUGUGUCCAA
Solea senegalensis (Senegalese sole) is the source of this 2268-nucleotide messenger RNA. RefSeq names its product STKc_SGK domain-containing protein. The coding region runs from base 259 to 1485 and encodes 408 amino acids. The transcript is spliced from 13 exons. The record is from RefSeq and is a predicted model, not a curated record. NCBI's taxonomy places the organism in Eukaryota, Metazoa, Chordata, Actinopteri, Pleuronectiformes, Soleidae. Gene Ontology annotation, molecular function: ATP binding; protein serine/threonine kinase activity. Gene Ontology annotation, biological process: protein phosphorylation.